Molecule: messenger RNA, 819 nt
Organism: Asparagus officinalis (garden asparagus)
Lineage: Eukaryota; Viridiplantae; Streptophyta; Magnoliopsida; Asparagales; Asparagaceae
Exons: 1
Coding region: 1-819 (272 amino acids)
Molecular function (GO): RNA-DNA hybrid ribonuclease activity; nucleic acid binding
Source: RefSeq, a predicted model, not a curated record
AUGGUCGAAAAAGAAUGCUUGGCCUUGGUAUUCGCCAUCCAAAAGAUGCGACACUACCUGGUCGGCCAGACAAUCCAUGUCAUCUCCCGGAUGAACCCUAUUCGAGUCUUCAUGACGCAACCUGCAGCGCUAAAUUGGCGUCUAGCCAGGUGGGCACUUCUGCUCUCCCAAUACGACAUCCACUUUAUGCCACAAAAAUCCGUCAAAGGACAGGCCAUCUGCGAUCUCAUGGCCAGUCAUCCACUGGGGUCAAAGACCGACCUGUUCGAAGAUUUGCCAGAUGAACCGCCUGAAGUCAACGUAACUUCGUUACCGGAGUUAUGGCAGAUGUUCUUCGACGGCGCGUCUCGCGCAGCUGCGGCAGCUGCGGACGGCUCCAUUGUUGUGGGAGUGGGGGUAGUCCUCACUUCUCCACAUAACCACGUGCUGCCCCGAGCCUUCUCUUUGACAGAGCCAUGCACCAACAGCGUGGCCGAGUACAACGCAUUACUCAUUGGACUCGAGCUAGCAAAAGAGCUAGGGAUAAAGCAUCUCGAGGCUUACGGCGAUUCCCAACUUAUCGUCAAACAGAUGACCGGCGAAUACGAAGUUAGGAACGAUGACUUAAUCCUACUCCACAAGGCGGCUGUCCUCCUAGUGGAAUCAUUCGAGAGCUUCCGCAUUGAGCACGUGCUACGUUCCAAGAACACACAUGCGGAUGCCCUCGCUUCACUGGCGGCCAACUUGGUUCAACCAUUCGGGACAACCAAAUGGGUGAUAGUGGCGAGCAAGAAGCUCUUUCGACUGAAGGAUGCUCCAGAAGCGAACGCCACCCAUUAA